This is a messenger RNA of Nezara viridula (southern green stink bug), 596 nucleotides long. Lineage: Eukaryota; Metazoa; Arthropoda; Insecta; Hemiptera; Pentatomidae. The record is from the annotation of a GenBank genome assembly.
GUUGAUAUGCGGCUGUACCGUCCUUGGUUGGGACUAUAUAAGCUCUAGGCUACCAACAUUCAGCAGAAAUAUUUCAAGAUGAACACACUCCUGUUCCUUACCACACUUCUCUCAGCUGUCUGCCUUUCAUGGGCGGCAAGCGAUGAGUACAAAAUGAAAGUUAUAACUGCUGUGACAUCAUGUGCAAAGGACCAUGGAGCAAACAUCAUGGACGUGAUCGAAGUCGUCAAAGCAGAUAAGCUACCAACGAACAAAGCACAAAAGUGUGUUGCCGGUUGCUUCUUCAACAAGAUGGGCUAUGUAACUGACCAUAAGGUAGACUGGGCAAAGGUAAAGGCGCUCAACCCCAAAAAGUACGAAAGCAAGGACUUGAUUGCCAAGGCUGAUAAAGUUGCUGAUGCAUGCGCUAAAGUUGUAACACAGAAAAUUACUGAUGUCUGCGAACUUGGCAUUCCUCCCAUGAAAUGUCUGAUUGAGGAAUCGAAAAAGAUCCAGUUACCAAAGCCAGAUAUCAAGUUUAAAUUUUAAGCUUCAACUUAAUAUUUUAUUUAUUAUUUGUAAAUAGUUUUAAUAAUUUAUUGCAAUAAAAAAUAUUU